Messenger RNA from Octopus sinensis (East Asian common octopus), 1712 nucleotides. RefSeq names its product ATPase ASNA1 homolog. Gene Ontology annotation, biological process: post-translational protein targeting to endoplasmic reticulum membrane. Gene Ontology annotation, cellular component: GET complex. Lineage: Eukaryota; Metazoa; Mollusca; Cephalopoda; Octopoda; Octopodidae. The coding region runs from base 49 to 1041 and encodes 330 amino acids. The transcript is spliced from 8 exons. Gene Ontology annotation, molecular function: ATP binding; ATP hydrolysis activity. The record is from RefSeq and is a predicted model, not a curated record.
UUUUUUUAACAAGGGACAACAUCAGUUGAAACACCGAAUAGUAUCAUCAUGGCUGCCGCUGAAGUUGAAUAUGAUCCUUCACUUAAAAACAUUAUUGACCAACAGUCCUUAAAGUGGGUGUUUGUCGGUGGAAAAGGUGGUGUUGGGAAGACAACAUCCAGCUGUUGUUUAGCUGUUGAACUGGCUAAAGUACGCGAUACUGUUCUGAUCAUUUCCACUGAUCCAGCACACAAUAUAUCUGAUGCUUUUAACCAAAAGUUCUCAAAGGUACCUAGUCAAGUACAUGGGUUCCACAAUCUUUAUGCAAUGGAAAUUGAUCCUAACCUUGGAUUAUCUGAACUCCCUGAGGAAUAUUUUGAAGAAGCUGACAUGAUGAGUAUGGGUAAGACAAUGAUGCAGGAGCUACUUGGUGCAUUCCCUGGCAUUGAUGAAGCAAUGAGUUUUGCUGAAGUUAUCAAGUUAGUUAAAGGAAUGAACUUUUCAUGUGUUGUCUUUGAUACAGCGCCUACAGGACACACUUUGCGCCUUCUCUCUUUCCCUAGUGUAGUUGAGAAAGGACUUGGAAAACUACUACGAAUUCGCAGUCAUUUUAGCCCAUUUUUUUCUCAGGUUGCAAGUCUGUUAGGUAUGCAAGAUUUGAAUGCUGAAGAAAUGACCAAGAGAUUAGAUGAUAUGCUGGAGACUAUACGGAAUGUGAAUAUUCAGUUCAAGAAUCCGGAUCAAACAACAUUUGUGUGUGUGUGUAUUGCUGAGUUCCUGUCUCUGUAUGAAACAGAGCGAUUGGUUCAGGAGCUAACACGUUAUGGCAUCGACACUCAUAACGUAGUGGUCAACCAGCUACUAUUUGUGUCGAAAGGUGAGGAGGCGUGUAAGAUGUGCAGAUCCCGUCACAAAAUACAGUCCAAAUACAUCGAUCAAAUCCUUGAUCUAUAUGAAGAUUUCCACAUCACCCAGCUACCUUUGAUGGAUGAGGAAGUACGAGGGGCUGAAAAAAUAAAGAGUUUUUCCAAAUAUCUCAUCACCCCUUACAUACCACGAUAACAAUGCAACCACAGCCCUUUCAACUUCACAAUAUUGUGUUCCCUCUCUUUCUUUCUCCCCCUCUCUUUUCUUUCAGUCUAUUUAGCUACCCUAUGUCUCUAUUCUGUCUCUUUAUCUAUCUCAUUGAUUCUAUCUGUAUGUCACUAGCUAGCUACAUCUCUAGCUAAUUGCUCUAUUACCUUCCUCUCUGCAUAUCUUUUAUUACUUUUGCCCAGUACACAAUAAAACUAGAUUUGCUCCUGACAGCUGUCUUCAUAUCAGCUUUUCUCCUCUCCCUCUCAUUCUUUUUUUUUUUUAACCUUUUGUACUAUUCUUGUUAGGCUUCAUUAAAUUAAUGAAUAAGGCUCUUGUCUUCUGGAUAAUGGACAAUUGUAUUCAUAUCUUAUCACAGCCAUUAUAUUUGGACAGAAAGGCUUAAAUCUGCCUUAAGGAAUCACAAGUAAUUAUUAAAAUUAUUAAGGCUGGGAAUUUGGUGAUGUAUUCUUCUUAAAAGAUUAUUUAAUUGUGGGGAUUACCUCACCUUUACAGGUGCUGAAAUUAUCAAUAUUUACUGGGGAAAUGUGUGAUAAGUUUGCUUGAUGCUUUGAUAUUUAUUCUUUAAAUCUUUAAAAGCAGGAUCUGUUUUUGCCUUUCAUUUGACCGGGAUCAAUAAAACAGUUAUUAGCAGCAUA